Messenger RNA from Glycine soja, 2603 nucleotides. Its product is annotated as subtilisin-like protease Glyma18g48580. Gene Ontology annotation, biological process: proteolysis. Bases 41 to 2410 code for a protein of 789 amino acids. The transcript is spliced from 11 exons. Lineage: Eukaryota; Viridiplantae; Streptophyta; Magnoliopsida; Fabales; Fabaceae. Gene Ontology annotation, molecular function: serine-type endopeptidase activity. The record is from RefSeq and is a predicted model, not a curated record.
CAUUAUUUUGCUAAUAUGCCUGACAAGCAAUUCGAGAAGAAUGGGCAGCUCCAUUUUUUGCCUUCACCUUAUCCUUUCAUCAUUUUUUCUUUUCACUUUCUUGCUGGCAGCUGUUAAUGGCAGCAAAAAGUGUUACAUUGUAUACAUGGGAGCUCAUUCUCAUGGUCCCAGCCCUACGUCUGCUGACCUCGAACUUGCCACGGAUUCUCAUUAUGAUUUACUAGGUUCAAUCUUUGGAAGUCGGGAGAAGGCGAAAGAAGCAAUUAUUUACUCAUAUAAUAGACACAUUAAUGGCUUCGCUGCGCUACUUGAGGAGGAAGAAGCAGCAGAUAUUGCAAAAAACCCAAAUGUGGUGUCUGUGUUCUUGAGCAAAGAACAUAAGUUGCACACUACCCGGUCAUGGGAAUUUCUUGGACUACACAGACGUGGCCAGAACUCCGCAUGGCAAAAGGGAAGAUUUGGGGAAAAUACGAUAAUUGGUAACAUUGACACAGGUGUUUGGCCUGAAUCCCAAAGCUUCAGUGAUAAAGGAUACGGUACCGUCCCAUCAAAAUGGCGCGGAGGCCUUUGUCAAAUUAACAAACUUCCAGGUUCCAUGAAAAAUACAUGCAACAGAAAGCUGAUUGGAGCAAGAUACUAUAACAAAGCUUUCGAGGCACAUAACGGCCAACUGGAUCCAUUGCUACAUACAGCACGUGACUUUGUGGGGCAUGGAACCCAUACUCUAUCAACUGCAGGGGGAAAUUUUGUCCCAGGAGCGAGGGUAUUUGCCGUUGGCAAUGGCACUGCAAAGGGUGGGUCACCAAGAGCUAGGGUUGCAGCUUACAAAGUGUGUUGGUCUCUUACUGAUCCUGCAAGUUGUUAUGGGGCUGAUGUGUUAGCUGCUAUUGACCAAGCCAUAGAUGAUGGUGUUGAUGUCAUCAAUGUUUCUUUUGGUGUCAGCUACGUUGUCACUGCUGAAGGAAUAUUCACAGAUGAGAUUUCCAUUGGGGCAUUCCAUGCAAUUUCUAAAAACAUACUUUUAGUUGCCUCUGCAGGAAAUGAUGGACCAACGCCUGGAACUGUUGCCAAUGUGGCUCCUUGGGUCUUCACAAUUGCUGCUAGCACAUUAGACAGAGAUUUCAGCAGCAAUUUAACCAUUAAUAAUCAGCUAAUUGAGGGAGCCAGUCUUUUUGUAAAUCUGCCACCCAAUCAGGCCUUUUCUCUGAUCCUCUCCACUGAUGCCAAACUUGCUAAUGCGACAUUUCGAGAUGCUCAACUUUGUAGGCGUGGAACACUUGAUCGUACAAAAGUAAACGGCAAAAUAGUGUUAUGCACUCGUGAAGGAAAAAUAAAAUCAGUUGCUGAGGGUCUGGAAGCUCUAACCGCGGGCGCAAGGGGAAUGAUUUUGAACAAUCAGAUGCAAAAUGGAAAAACACUUUCUGCUGAGCCUCAUGUUUUUUCCACUGUGAACACGCCUCCAAGACGUGCAAAGUCAAGGCCCCAUGGUGUCAAAACAACUGCCAUUGGGGACGAGGAUGACCCUUUAAAAACGGGUGAUACAAUAAAAAUGUCCCGAGCAAGAACGUUAUUUGGAAGAAAGCCAGCUCCAGUUAUGGCAUCAUUUUCAUCUAGAGGACCCAAUAAGAUUCAGCCAUCAAUACUCAAGCCAGAUGUAACUGCGCCUGGUGUGAACAUUCUUGCUGCCUAUUCAGAGUUUGCAAGUGCAUCUAGCUUGCUAGUAGACAAUCGUCGUGGGUUUAAAUUCAAUGUAUUGCAAGGAACUUCUAUGUCUUGUCCUCAUGCUUCGGGUAUUGCUGGACUUCUCAAAACACGACAUCCUAGUUGGAGUCCUGCUGCUAUUAAAUCAGCUAUCAUGACCACAGCAACCACACUCGACAACACUAAUAGGCCAAUCCAGGAUGCGUUUGAUAAAACACUAGCAGAUGCUUUUGCUUAUGGUUCAGGACAUGUUCGACCCGAUCUAGCGAUAGAUCCUGGGCUUGUUUACGAUCUAAGCCUCACUGAUUACUUGAACUUCUUAUGUGCUUCCGGAUACGACCAACAACUCAUUUCCGCCCUCAAUUUCAACAGGACAUUCAUUUGUUCAGGUUCUCACAGCGUAAAUGACUUGAACUACCCUUCAAUCACAUUGCCAAAUUUUCGCUUAAAACCCGUAACCAUUGCUCGCACAGUCACAAAUGUUGGGCCACCAAGCACAUACACUGUAAGUACCCACUCGCCAAAUGGAUAUAGCAUUGCCGUUGUGCCACGUUCCUUGACUUUCACGAAAAUUGGUGAAAGGAAGACAUUCAAAGUCAUUGUGCAAGCAAGCAGUGCAGCUACGCGGAGAAAGUAUGAAUUCGGGGAUUUGCGUUGGACAGACGGAAAGCAUAUAGUAAGGAGUCCUAUUACAGUUAAGCGCAGAUGAAAAUUCCCAAAUUGGUCGAGUUGGUUGUGUUGUAUUGUGUGGAUGCGUGUGUGCAUGUUUAGAUAUAAGGUAGUUGGACUCUAUAUAGCUAGGAUUUUCAUGUUAUGACAUAACUGUUUUGUUCCUUGGUUCCUAUGUGGUUGUUUGGUUAUCAGUAUCACUGUAUAAUAAUUUAUUGCAUGUUUUAUGUGUA